ACGGGAGGGAGGCGGAAGGCCCGAAAAAUGUCUAAGGGCCCAAUCCCUAGUUCCCCGUCCGCGUCCUCCACUUCUCCGGGUCUUAGCGCCGCUGGAGGUUUACAGGCCCAACCAGAAAAGCCUCAGCACUACACAUAUCCAUACACUCAGAUUCACAAACAUCCUUGUAGACUCAUAUCAACAUAUACCAGGUACCUAAAAGAGUUUCGCACCGAACAGUGUCCCCUGUUUGUGCAGCAUAAGUGCACUCAGCACCGGCCGUACACCUGUUUCCACUGGCAUUUUGUCAACCAGCGCCGGCGGAGAUCAGUGAGGAGGCGUGAUGGAACCUUUAACUACAGUCCAGAUAUCUAUUGUACCAAGUACGAUGAGACUACGGGAAUAUGUCCAGAUGGUGAUGAAUGCCCCUUUCUACAUAGGACAACAGGGGAUACAGAAAGACGGUACCACCUACGCUACUACAAAACUGGCAUCUGUAUCCAUGAAACAGAUUCUAAGGGUCACUGCACCAAGAACGGUCAGCAUUGUGCCUUUGCGCAUGGCCCACACGACCUGCGCUCGCCUGUGUAUGACAUCAGAGAACUGCAAGCGAUGGAAGCUUUGCAAAAUGGACAGCCAACUCCUGAUGGGGUUAUGGAAGGGCAGACAGCCAUGGCAGCUAGCCAUGCCAUGAUAGAGAAGAUUUUAGGAGAGGAACCACGCUGGCAGGAUAACACAUAUGUUCUUGGACACUACAAGACUGAACAGUGCAAGAAGCCUCCUCGACUGUGCCGUCAAGGGUAUGCCUGCCCUUACUAUCACAACAGCAAAGACCGGAGAAGAAGCCCGCGCCAAAACAAAUACAGGUCUUCCCCGUGCCCUAAUGUGAAACACGGCGAUGAGUGGGGGGAUCCCAGCAAGUGUGAGAGUGGAGAUUCGUGCCAGUAUUGUCACACACGAACAGAACAACAGUUUCACCCUGAGAUCUACAAGUCAACCAAAUGCAACGACAUGCAGCAGUCUGGGAGCUGCCCACGUGGCCCUUUCUGUGCCUUUGCUCAUGUUGAACAAUCUCUGGUAUGUGAUGAUCUGCAGUCUCCCUCGGCUGUGUCCAGCCCUACACUGAUGGCACCUAUUAUGUAUAUGCCAUCUGCAGCAGGAGACUCUGUUCCUGUCAGCCCCUCAAGCCCUCAUGCACCAGACUUCAGCAGUAUGCUCUGUGCCAGGCUAGGAAGCCCAACGAAACUCUGUGGGUCUCCACCUGGCUCGUUAGGAAAACCCCACAGUUUUGAUAAUUUAGGUUUUCACACAGAUCUACCUGCCAGUUACAAGAAAGCUCCAGGUUGUGAGCGUGAAGACUCUGUAGGGGCAGAAUACCUCAAAAGCUUUAAAAGCCGAGCAAAGUUAAAACCACACUCUUUGGAACACAGAUGCCAGGAGCAGCCUCUUCUUCAGUCUAAGCAGGAAGUACUGGGUAUGUUGCCCAUGGGGAGCCCGCUUACUUCCAGCAUCUCCUCCAGUAUCACAUCCAGUCUAGCUGCCACUCCUCCCAGUCCAGCUGCCAUCAGCGGAACCCCUGGUAUGAAUGCCAAUGCACUUCCUUUUUAUCCGACCAGUGACACAGUGGAGUCUGUCAUAGAAUCUGCACUAGAUGACUUGGAUCUCAAUGAGUUUGGAGUGGCAGCGCUAGAGAAAACAUUUGACAGCAGCUCGGGUCCUGCCACAGGAGGCAUCAUGAUAGGGGGAAGCUUGAUGCAAAGCUCUGCACCGGUUAAUAUACCUGGGUCAUUAGGAAGUUCAGCUUCAUUCCAUUCCACCUCGCCAUCACCGCCUGUCAGCCUUUCGUCUCAUUUCCUGCACCAGACUACGGGACCACACAGCCAGUCUGACAAUGCCUUCCUUAGUACAUCAGCCUCUCAUGGAUCACUAGGCCUGAAUGGCAUGAAUAACAGCAUUUGGGAGCACUUUGUAUCAGGGAGCUACUCCCCAGGAACUUCCCCAGGUUUUCUGUCGGGCCAAGGGGGAACUGAGCUCAUCAGGUUGCAACAUGAGCUAGAGGAGGCCAGCAGCACUAUUAAACAAUGGGAAGACUCGUGGAAGCAAGCUAAGCAGGCUUGUGAUGCCUGGAAGAAGGAAGCUGAAGAAGCCAAUGAGCGAGCAACUGCUGCAAGUAUAGAAUGUGAAUUAGCCCGGGAGCAGAGGGAUGCUCUGGAGCUGCAGCUAAUGAAGCUUCAGGAAGAGCUGGAGAGGGUUCCAGUAGGGCAAGACUCAAAGAUGUAUGGCUCUAUGUCUGAGCUGGAGGGUCUUCCCCUUGCAACCCUCUACUCAAUUCAGAAGCAGCUACACACCAAUCUGGAAAGAGUCGACAAGGUCAGGCAGAGGGGCAGUUUAUCAGUUCAAAUCAACAAGAUGUCCUAAAUGUCAGGACCAAAAUAGGACAAUGCUUCAGUGCCAACGCUCGGUGCUAUGUGAAAUGUGCAAGGGUGAGGAAGGAGAUUGCCAGGCAAAUAUCACUCCAGUCUUGCAGCCGUGACCCUUGGCUGCCUGGCUACACAGGCACUUCCGAACUCUUAAUUUUUUUUAUACACUUUUAUAAAUAUAUAUUCAUACAAUGAAAUCCUAGUGAAACUAAGCACUUUUAAACAAAGGAACAAUUUUUCAUUCCCAUGGAAGGUACCCCUAAGCCUCUGGGUUUUUUUCUGUGGAGGGAGAGACUGCAACUUCUUACAAAAGUGAAAUGACCAUAUCUAGUCCUGUGUGGGGUAUUAAUCAGAUGUGUUUUACAAUUAUAUCAGUUAACGGGACCACAUUUGUGUCACCAUUUUGCAGAAAGCAGAUUAAGCUUUACCUAGUUUCAUGAGGAGUUUCUACCGAGUCACAGUACGCUGGUUGGUUAACUGUUUUGUGGUUACCAGUACAAAACUUUGUUUCUCUGAAGUGUUUAAUUCAGGAUGUCUGCUUCUUUUAAUGAGAUUUAUAGAUUUUCAGCAGGCAGAGGGAACAUUGCAUUAUCAAUGAAAGGACAAGUGUCCAUAAUUGUCUAUCUAUGUGGCUACCCACCUGGUGUAAUCCGUCAUUUUGCCAUUUACACAAUUACCAGGGAAUAACAGUUUAGAAAUCCAUCCUUAGUAGAAUGACCUGUUACCAGUCUGAAAGUUAAUUCUCUGCAGAAGGGGAGAUUAAGAACCGUCUUUUGUAAACACAUACUGUAUUCUCUCUGUUUUUUUAAUUCAUUUUAGGUGCCAGUCCUGUUCCUAUAACCAUUCUUGGACCAGAACCAGUGCAUAUUUCCAGAAUAUCUAAAUAUUACCACAAACGCAUUAGAAGUUAUAUAUACGUGUAAAUCACCAAAUUCUUAAUGCUUUGCUGGACACAAACCCUUAAAACAGGGAUGCAUCUAAUGCAGUAUUUUGUUUAAGAUUUUGCUGAAGCUGAAUCCUUAGUACUUUUUUCAGGAUUUGGAUUAGGCUAAAUUCUUAGUAUCAGGUGAAAUUAAAUGAGGACUAAAGAUAAAAACAUGGGGGGGGGCUCUCAUUUGUUAGUAACCCCAAAGUGAUUCUAAUUACUAACCUGCUACCCUGCUAUAUUCUUCAAAAUAUGCAACUAUUCAAUGUCCUGAAGCUGAUUUUUUUCAGAUGAAUACCAUUUUGUUCAGCGUUGCUGCAAUAUGAAUAUGAAAAUUAUGGUUUAUAUUUGGUUAAGUAUUCAGCUGAAACGUAUGAGAAGGAUGCAGUCUGAAAUGUUUAAAAAAUUUGGAUUUGGUGCAUUCCUAACUUAAUACUCCUGGGUUUAAGCUUACACUUAAAUGAAGUGUAGUUCAGUUCAUUAUUUCAAGAGUGCUGUCCCCCAGAAUCUGAUAUCCUGUAUUCAAAGCACUACAUCUUUUUGGGUCUACAACUGCCUAAAAAUACAAGGCCAGUUACCCAAUGCUAUGGGUACAGUGGGCAGAUGAUCCAAAGCAGGUUGAAAGAAAGCAGAUUAUCCGCCAGGCUGCAGGGUUUCUGUGCACUCCCACAGAGAAGAACAAGCAGCAGCCAAACUGCUAGUGCUAUGUAGGACUAUGGCACAAUCCAAUCCGCCAAUCAGACCUCUGAUGAGGAGGAAGGGGGGCAAUGUUAAAAUCUAGAAAUGGGUUCAAAUUUAAAUCAGUGUCCCUUUAAAAUCAUGCGAUAUUAAAGCACUGGACAGAUUUAGACGAAAAAGAUGACGCAGUUUUUGGAUAUUGUCUGGAGUUUAGCCCAAUCCUGUAUGGUGGAUGUGGUAUUAAACUGAAUUCUUCAGUAACAACAAGUACAUGAUAGCAACAGUUUAUUUUGCGCAAUAUACAGUGAAAAGAAGCUCUUCCAACAGAGACUGCUUUCUCAUCCAAUAACAUUAGUAAUUCUUUUUUUGGCUUUCAUAUUGUUUUGUCUACUUGCGUGAGUAACUAUGAGUCUCAAGCAAAUGUGAUAAAAUGUUAGAUUUUUUUUCAUUAUUUCAUUAGGUCAUUUUAUAUUGUAUAUAUUCUAUUGACUUAAGGGGGAGCUCUCUGCAUCAUUUACCUGUUUUAAAUGUCUUGUUUUCCUUAUAAACAAGUCUUUGUUCA
This is a messenger RNA of Xenopus laevis (African clawed frog), 4564 nucleotides long. It is a transcript of the gene unk.S, whose product is annotated as unkempt family zinc finger S homeolog. Gene Ontology annotation, biological process: cell morphogenesis involved in neuron differentiation. The record is from RefSeq and is a predicted model, not a curated record. Bases 28 to 2397 code for a protein of 789 amino acids. Gene Ontology annotation, cellular component: cytoplasm. The transcript has 17 exons. Gene Ontology annotation, molecular function: mRNA CDS binding; metal ion binding. NCBI's taxonomy places the organism in Eukaryota, Metazoa, Chordata, Amphibia, Anura, Pipidae.